Molecule: messenger RNA, 1953 nt
Organism: Diplodia corticola
Lineage: Eukaryota; Fungi; Ascomycota; Dothideomycetes; Botryosphaeriales; Botryosphaeriaceae
Product: ferric reductase like transmembrane component
Exons: 2
Coding region: 1-1953 (650 amino acids)
Biological process (GO): iron ion transport; copper ion import; intracellular iron ion homeostasis
Cellular component (GO): plasma membrane
Molecular function (GO): ferric-chelate reductase activity
Source: RefSeq, a predicted model, not a curated record
AUGGAGCGGAGACACAUCCAGGAUGAAUCGUCCGCUGCAUCACUGGAGCAUCACUGGGGCUACGCCGACCGGGUCGUCCCGUGUACCAACGAUGCCGGAACUUGUGAAUACCUGGAUGCCGUCUACUGGAUGAUGGACAUGUCCAUUCUCUACACCUUCAUUUUGUGGGCAGUCAUCGGCGGUCUGCUAGCCCUUUGGGUAUUCCUGCGCUUUGCCAAGCCAAGCAGAAAGACCUUCUCCAAAAUGUUCCAGGGAAAGGGGGAUCUCGAGGCGCCUGCGAAAAGAGAUCUCCAAAGCAGUGUAUACAGGACAUAUAGAACCACGGUGGUGUCGCUGAGGAGAUGGCUUUUGCCAGAGACGCUAAGGAGCGUUUUCGGCAACAUCUCCCGACUCCAGGUAUUGAUACUUGCCUGCAUCCUUGGAUAUCUUCUCAUCUUCUCGCUCGUGGGGACCGUUUACAAGACCUGGAUCACUCCGGUCAAGACGAUGCCAGGCGUCUACAACACUCGCACCGGUUUUGGAGGCUUUGCAGACAGGGUCGGUGCAUUCGCAUAUGCCCUUACUCCGUUUACCGUUCUUCUUGGCUCCCGCGAAAGUGUGCUUUCACUUCUCACCGGCGUUCCGUACCACCACUUCAACUUUCUGCAUCGCUGGACUGGUCGCAUUAUCUUCAUUCAGUCUUUCCUGCAUACUCUCGGCUGGACCAUCAUCGAGGGUAAGCUCUAUCAGCCACAGCCUACUGUGUUCAAGGAGUGGAUUGCCCAACAGUACAUUAUCUUCGGCAUCGUCGCCAUGGUGUUCAUCACUUUCCUUUAUAUCUUCAGCAUCAAGAGCGUUAUUCGAUGGACCGGCUAUGAGUUCUUCAGGAAGGCACACUACAUCGUGGCAGUGCUGUAUUUGGCAGCAUGCUGGGGCCACUGGACCAAGCUCGCGUGCUGGAUGAUUGCAAGCCUUGGCUUGUUCUUCAUCGACCGAGGCUGCCGUCUCCUGCGCGUCGGCCUUAUCCACAGCGGCUACAAGAGCGGCAACAAAGGCUUCGGGUUCCGCGCCGCCCAGUCGACUCUCCAAGUCUUCGACGACGGCGACUCUAUUGUUGUACGCAUGGAUUUCGAGCACAACCACGACCCCUGGAAGCCGGGUCACCACUUUUACCUCUGCUUCCCGGAGCUCACCAUCUGGCAAUCGCACCCCUUCACGCCCUCCUCCCUGCCGGCGCCGCAUCCUGCGCUCCCGAAGCACACCUAUCUCAUCCGCACCGAACAAGGGGAGACCAAGCGCCUGGCCGACCUCGCUCUGUCCGCCGAGCGCUGCGCGGAGAAGAAGACCACCCCCGUCAUUCUCACGGGUCCCUACGGCACCGCCGUCUUCGACUCAGACAGUGAGACCAACGGCCAGAUCGACAACUACCUCUGCAUCGCCGGCGGCACGGGCGUCAGCUUCACGCUGCCCAUCGCCACCGCCGCGGCACAGGCCGGCGCCGCCACCGUCGACCUCAUCUGGAUCCUGCGCAAGACGGACAACUUGGCAUGGCUGCGGCCCGAACUGCUCGACCUCAAGGCCCGCAUGGACGCCGGCGCCCUGCCCAACCUGCGCAUCAAGAUCUUCGUCACGCGCGACAGCGAGAUCGCCGCCGCCCGCACCAAGGCCGGCGAGAAGGACGUCGACGCGUGCGUCUGCGCCGUGUCGUCGCGCGUGUCCGACAUCCUGGCGCCGCAGGCCGGCUUCGAUGUCGAGUGGCUCGAGGACCACCACCCGGACGUGCGCGAGUGCCUGUCCGACUUCAAGGAGCGCGCGGCCGCUGCUGGUGGGCGCUGUCAGGUCGUCGCUAGCGGACCCAAGAGCUUGGGUACCGAUCUGCGGAACGCCAUCGCGGAGAAGAGUGAGGCGGGGAGGGUGUGGAGGGGAGACGAAAGCCACGACAUCGACCUCUACUGGGACGAUAGAAUGGGCUGA